AUGGCAAACAACAUCCCAGCUGAGCUCAUACAACACCUCAAUGCUAGACACCUCUACCCAACCACCACAUGGCUGCAAAGCUUCGUCUCUACGACGCGGCCGAAUACACCGUUGCCCGCACUGAAGCAGACUGCCUUCUUUCGUCUCACAGCGACUGAUAUUACAAUAUCUCUAAACCAACCAGCAGCUUCCGUCCUCCCUCACGACAUACUGAAAGGCACAACUCAGUCCCGCUGUAUCGCAGGCCCCACCCUCUGCCAAGUGCUCGAUAUUGAAGAUAUCGGACACUCGCGCUGGUCGCAAGUCGAAGCUAUUGAGGCAAGAGAGCGCGGAGAAAUGACAAAGGGUAGAGAGAUUGUCCGAGUCGUGGAGCCUGAGAACGAAAGCGCGGCCGAAGCACCCAUCCAGAGCAAAGGACCUUUCAAGUUACUGCUGCAGGAUGCGAAAGGCUUGAAGAUUUACGCGCUAGAUCUAAGAGGUAUCGAGGGGUUGAAUACGAGCAUGACGAUGGGUGUGAAACUCAUCCUCCGCAAUGUCGACGUGCGAAGAGGCGUCGCAAUGCUUGAACCGGGUAAUGUACAGGUUCUUGGUGGGAAGUUGGAGGCGCUCGAUAAGGCCUGGAAAGAUGGGAGAAAAGAGAGACUCAUGAAUGCUGCCAAGGCCGGUGGUGGAACAGCAGGGUGA
Molecule: messenger RNA, 684 nt
Organism: Dothidotthia symphoricarpi CBS 119687
Lineage: Eukaryota; Fungi; Ascomycota; Dothideomycetes; Pleosporales; Dothidotthiaceae
Product: RecQ mediated genome instability protein Rmi1
Exons: 1
Coding region: 1-684 (227 amino acids)
Biological process (GO): resolution of meiotic recombination intermediates; double-strand break repair via homologous recombination
Cellular component (GO): nuclear body; RecQ family helicase-topoisomerase III complex
Source: RefSeq, a predicted model, not a curated record